GCGCGCACGGCUGUGUGUGGAGAGGGGACGCGGCCCGGGCACAGCCGCCGCGGCCCGCGAGGUGGGCGGAAAGGCCGCGUCUUUGCGGCCGAGACGCGGAAGGGAAGGGCCCUGCGGCUUUGCACGCGGGCGCGCCCGUGAGGGGCGGGAGGCGGGAACGUGGCGGUCCCCUCGGCCUAGCCGGGACCCUCGGCUCCUGGUGGUGGCGCGGCCCCCGCCCCCGGCUUAGCUCGCCCCUUAACCUGCCUUCCUGGAACCUUGUUUCUCUUCUCCUUUAGUCCCCUUCCCCUCAGGCACUCCUUUGACCUUCGUGGAGUCUCCCGCCCCACCCCCACGCGGGGUCGAAGUGUGAGAGUUUCCUUGAGUGGGAGCUGGUCAGGCCUGUCCAGUGCCCACAGACCAGCGCCUAAAUUUGACUGUUAAGUUUCUCUCGCAGACUAGCAUCAGUCCGCCCGGGGUGGCAGGAGAAACACCGCACAUGGAGUAGUGAAACCCGAUUUGUGGUCCAGGUGAUUCCUCCAAGCGAUCCUGUGAAAUUCCCCCUUCAGUUGCCUGCACCUCGGUCUCCUCAAAAGUGAGGUUCUCUUGGAAAGAGUGUUGACAUCCAGGAAGCGUUUGGCUUCCAUUGCAUGCCAGCAUCUCCCCCCAUCGCAGUGUAGGGUUGGAAGAGCGGAAGCGCGAUUUAUUUUGGCAGCAAGGGAGUGGGGGAGAGCGGAGGUGAGCCGUGCCGCUCCGUGCCGGCAAGUGAGGUCAGCAAGCAGUGAGAGCGCCGUUCUGUUUCGGCUCUUACUUCACAGUGUUUUGAAAGGGACGUUCCUGGAGUAAGUUAAAUGGAGAAGGGCUUACCCUACAUCAUCACUGCUGCCCUACUACAAAGAAGCUGCUGCGUUCUGUUUUCGGGGUCCGUGUCAUGGGAGGGUGAGUGUUGAUUCUGCAGAAAUCCUGCGUCUGCUGGAGCCUGCACUGCCAGGCAGCAGAAUUGUGAGCUCUAGCGUGAAGCGGAAAUCUUCAGACUAUGAGCUCUGUCAUGGCUAUGGGUGAACCAAGGCUGAACUGGGAUGUUGCCUCAAAAAAUGGCCUUAAGACAUUUUUCUCUCGAGAGAAUUAUAAAGAUCAUUCCAUGGCUCCAAGUUUAAAAGAACUAUGUAUUUUAUCUAACAGACGUAUAGGAGAAAAUUCGAAUGCCUCAGCAAGUUCUGUAGAAAAUGAGCCGGCAGCAACUCAAGCAAAAGAAAAAGUUAAAACCACAGUUGGAAUGGUUCUUCUUCCAAAACCAAGAAUUCCUUAUCCUCGCUUCUCUCGUUUCUCACAGAGAGAGCAGAGGAGUUAUGUGGACUUGUUGGUUAAGUACGCAAAAAUUCCUGCGAAUUCCAAAGCUGUUGGAAUCAAUAAAAACGACUACUUGCAGUACUUGGAUAUGAAAAAACACGUGAACGAAGAAGUUACUGAAUUCCUAAAGUUUUUACAGAAUUCUGCGAAGAAAUGUGCACAGGAUUAUAAUAUGCUUUCUGAUGACGCACAUCUCUUCACAGAGAAAAUUUUAAGAGCUUGCAUUGACCAAGUGAAAAAGUAUCCAGAAUUCUAUACUCUCCAUGAAGUCACCAGCUUAAUGGGAUUUUUCCCAUUCAGAAUAGAGAUGGGAUUAAAGUUAGAAAAAACCCUUCUCGCAUUGGGCAGAGUGAAAUAUGUGAAAACAGUAUUUCCCUCAAUGCCUGCGAAGUUACAGCUCUCAAAAGAUAACAUAUCUACCACAGAGACACCGGAACAAACAGCUACAGCUAUGCAUUAUGAUAUUAGUAAAGAUCCAAAUGCAGAGAAGCUUGUUUCAAGAUAUCACCCUCAGAUAGCUCUAACUAGUCAGUCGUUAUUUGCCUUAUUAAAUAAUCAUGGACCAAACUACAAGGAACAGUGGGAAAUUCCAGUGUGUAUUCAACUAAUACCUGUUGCAGGUUCAAAACCGGUUAAAGUAAUUUAUAUUAAUUCACCACUUCCCCAAAAGAAAAUGACAAUGAGAGAGAGAAACCAAAUCUUCCAUGAAGUUCCAUUAAAAUUCAUGAUGUCCAAAAAUACAUCUGUUCCAGUCUCUGCAGUAUUUAUGGACAAACCAGAAGAUUAUAUAUCUGAAAUGGAUUCCAUCUUUGGAAAUGCUCCUUGGAUUCUUGGGAGGGAAAAGAUGUCUUCUGAAGUUAAUGAGUGCCGAAAAAUUGAGACCCUUGAAAAUAUGGAUCUGGAUUUUGAUGAUGACGUCACAGAACUUGAAACUUUUGGAGUAACCACCACUAACCCAUCAAAGUCACCAAGUCCAGAAAGCACUUCCACAGUACCCAGCCUGACAGAUACUCCCACGGCCCCCAGCGUAGCAACCACACAUGUGGCACCAACUGCACCAGACAUUUCUGCUCAUUCUAGGAGCUUAUCUCAGUUUCUGAUGGAACAGUUGCAAAAGGAAAAACAGCUGGUGACUGGUAUGGACAGUGGCCCUGAGGAGAAUAAAAACAAACAUGAUCAGAGAUUUGUACCAUGUGAUGAAAAGGUAUCAGAUAAUUCUGAUAAGUCUUUGAUGCAAGAUGGUGACUUGAAAACAUCUGAUGCCGUACAGUUAGAAAGUUCUACAGAAAAUGAAACCUCUAAUAAAAAUGAUAUGGCUGAUGAUAGGGUAAAUGCCGAUGAAACCGAUGAAAGACUAAAUGUUCUGGAGAACACAGACAAUUCGAAGGAAAAGACUGUUACAUCAGAAGCAGCAAAAACUGAAGAUACCAUUCUUUGCAAUAGUGAUACAGAUGAAGACUGUUUAAUCAUUGAUACAGAGUGUCCAAAGAAUAGUAAUGAAAUGACAGCGGAUGUGGGUUCUAAUUUAAGUUCUAAACCUGAUAGCCCAAAUGCUCCCUCAGGGCAGGCUUCUGCAGGAAACCAGACUAAUACUACUUGUAGUCCUGAAGAGUCAUGUGUUUUAAAAAAACCUAUCAAACGAGUAUAUAAAAAAUUUGACCCAGUCGGGGAAAUUUUAAAAAUGCAGGAUGAACUCUUAAAGCCAAUUUCCAGAAAAAUACCUGAAUUGCCUUUAAUGAAUUUAGAAAACUCGAAACAACCUCCUGUUUCCGAACAACCCUCUGUUCCUUCAGAUGCCUCUAGUUGGCCCAAAACUGUGUGGCCUUCUGUGUUUCAGAAGCCAAAAGGACGAUUGCCAUAUGAACUUCAGGACUAUGUUGAAGAUACAUCAGAAUAUGUAGCUCCUCAGGAAGGAAAUUAUGUUUACAAGUUAUUUAGCCUGCAAGACCUGUUGUUACUUGUGCGAUGCAGUGUCCAGAGGAUAGAGACCAGACCACGUUCUAAAAAACGGAAGAAAAUCAGAAGAGUGGAGUAUCAAGCUUGUUAUGGAGCUGAAGCUCUGACUGAAAGUGAACUUUGUCGCUUAUGGACUGAAAGUUUACUGCAUUCCAACUGCUCAUUUUAUGUUGGUCAUAUUGAUGCAUUUACUUCAAAGCUUUUCCUACUAGAAGAAAUUACCUCAGAAGAAUUAAAAGAAAAACUUUCAGCACUCAAGAUUUCAAGUUUAUUUAAUGUCCUCCAACACAUUCUAAAGAAAUUAAGUAGCUUGCAGGAGGGUUCCUACUUGUUGUCGCAUGCAGCAGAAGAUUCUUCACUCCUGAUUUACAAGACUUCUGACGGAAAAGUUACUAGGACAGCAUACAAUUUGCAUAAAACACAUUGCAGCCUUCCUGCUGUACCUUCCAGUCUCUCAGUUCCCUGGGUUCCACUAGAUCCCAAUCUGUUAUUACCAUAUCAUAUCCAUCACGGAAGAAUACCUUGUACUUUUCCACCUAAAUCACUAGGUCCCACAGCACAACAAAAGAUUAGUGGAACAAGAAUGCCUACACACAGCCGCAGGAAUCCAGUUUCCAUGGAAACCAAAAGCCUGCCUGCUCAGCAAGUUGAAAAUGAAGGAGUGGCUCCAAAUAAAAGAAAAAUAACUUAAGGACUCUACCAUGGCAUAUGAAGAAAAACAGUUAUAACAACGUUCAAUUUAGAAGAAUUUGAGGGGAAGCAGGCCCAAAAGAUCAGUAGACAAGAUGAACAUUUUUCUUUUAGUGUCUUUGAGCAUUCUUCGAGUGCCUUGAAAAAACAUGUUGGCUAUGUGAAGGAAUGUUUGAACUAAAAUGGAAUGUUAUACUCUUAACUCUUGAUGUUGGAGGAAAAUCUAGAUACGUUUUAAUGUUAUCAUGGCAGGGAAAUAUAUAGAAAAUUAUUUUUAUAGUAGAACUUUUCCAAAAAUUGUAAAUAGGAAAAUUAUUUUCUUUUUUCAAGAGCAGUAUUUACCAUUGUGUAUUGUUAAUAAUUUGAGUUAUGUCGCCAGUGUCUGAGAUUGGCUCAAAAGGUUAAAUCUUGCCACUGUCAGAGAUAAUUUUGAGCAACCUGUAAACCUUGUGUCUGACCCAGUGUGACAGUUUUUUAUAUACUAUUUUCAAAUGAUGAUUGUUGGCAGGUUAAUAAAAUUAAUACCUUUAAACACUUGGCAAAUUCUAUUGCAGAAACCAAAAUUAAAAAUAAAAAGCUUCCUGCCACUAAAAAGUCACAAGUUAACAGUUUCUUGUUGGGCUACCAUUGGUUUGUUAAAAAAAUAAAUAAAUAAAACAAAAAGAACACCUUUUUGUGUUACAGGUUUGGUGACAACUGCCUCUAUCUCUUGGCACAAAUCCCAGCUGAGUGUUGAAAUACGCUACUGAAAACAAAGAGAUGAGCAUGUUUUCUCCCAGAAAAAUCUGAUAUUUCAACUGAUAAUACUAAUAUGUGGUAAAAUAUAAGCUAUUUUUUCUUCAUCUAUACUGAUUCGUUUCCCAGGACUACAUAGGUGAAUUUGGAAAAGGGCAUGAUCGGCUGAUGUUAACUGUAGCCAAUUUGAACUUAAGAAGGAAUGCACUUAAUUUUUGUAUCCUUGUUCUUUAGUGUCUGCUGAAGUUUUCAGAAAUAUGUGUGUCAUUUGUAAAAUACAAGUUUUGUAAUCCAAGGCAAUAUUAGCUUUGUUUUAGGGUUUAUUCUUUGUUUUACAUUAAUAUAAGAAAUUUUCAUUAAUAUAAGAAAUCUAGAAAUUUCUAGAUUCCUGGAAAUCUUCUCAACUAUUAUAAGUAACAGGUGAAUGUUUUUAUCCUCAACUACCAAGUUUUGUUUUGAUGUUUUUGGUCAUUUAUAAAAUAUUUUCUAAUUAAUGAGGAAUUAUAGUAAAAAUGCACAUUUUAAUAUAUAAUUUCCUCAUCCUGCUGUUUCCUUUUUAAAACAUUGAGUUUGUUUUUUUUGAGGCUUGAUUUUUUUUUAAACUUUGUCACAUACUCCCAUGUCCCAGAAAUAUUUCAGUUAUGAAUCAUUUGGCAGUGAAACCAGGGAGAGUCAGGGAUUCCCUUGGAGUUGCUCUUUUAAAAAAGCUAGACAAUGAUUUUGUCAGACGUCUGAAUACUGGAAAGACUUGGCUUUCGUUUUUUUAAUAUUUCUUUUUACUUAGUAAAACGUGUGAUCUUACAAGUGAUUAUUUUGAAAUUAUCUUAGCCAUACAUUUGAGUAACCCUGAUAAUGUAUGUAAAGCUAUUCUUAGUUUUCCACUUGUGCUUAACUAGCCUUUUUUAAAACAUGUAUUUGAUCAUGUCUUGUGUUCUUUUUUCUUGAUUUUUCGUACUGAGAACAUGUAAGCAACAAAGACAAUAUGAGCAAAGGUUUUUUUUGUUUUUUUUAAAAGGAAAACAGAAAAGCGUUGGCAAGGAUGUGAUGGAUCUGCCCACUUACACCUCCAUGGUGAAUGAAGGUGUAAUUUUGUACAUACCUCUUGGAAAACAUUUUGUAAAUAUUUAAGUGCAUCUAUGUGCCACACAAUCUAAAGUAGGUCUCCACUGUUACUCUCUGAUAACGUUCUUUUUUCACAUAUCAUAAUAUUCAUUUGUUUAUUUGACUUAGGUUUUGAGUAGACUACGUGCCCUGCAAGGGUAGGGGCAUAUUUGUUUUGUUCACCUUUAUGUAACAAACAUAUUUACUGUCAUGUAGUUGCUUAGUAGAUAUAAGUUGGAUAUAUGAAUAAAUGAAUAUGUGGAUAACAAGGGUAGAUUUUUUUUUUCCCCAGAAACACAUUCUAGUGAAGGAUACAAUACUAAUCUAUGUGAGUAAGUGCUCUAAUGAAGUAAUAUAAGAAAGUCAUCUAACCUGGACCUAAUAAUUAAGGCAGGUUUUCUAAGACAAAGCUUGAGCUGAGUCUUUUAAAAAUGAGUAGAAGUUAUAAGGGAAAAAUGAAAGAACUUCCACACAGAAAGAAAGCAGCAUAUGCAAAGGUGAAGAAGAAUGGCCAGAUUGUAAGCUAUGGCCCUGGGAGAUAAGAGAAAAAGCUAUACCACAAGGACAAGCAUGCCAUGGUGUGGCAUUUGAAUUUUGUCCUGUGCAGUGUGAGAACAAGUAGUGAAUUUUAAUAAAAAUAAGUAAUACCAGUUAUGUGCUUGAGAAAGCUUUUGUUGGCAUUAGUCUAAAGAAUGGAACUGGGAAAGGCUGUAAGGAAGGAAAAAAGUUGGAAAGCUGUGUUGUAGUAAUUGAAAAUGGUAAAGGCCCUAAAUUAAAGCCAUAAGGGAUGGGCUCGAGUGAUAACAGAAAAAAACAACUCAGUGAUACUGUUGGUAGGGAGAGUGAAGUAUGGCUUCCAGGUUUCUCACUUGGAAUGCUGGGUAAAGGAUGACUUUAUGCAUUGAGAAAGUAGAAGGAGUGUAGAAGGGGAAUAUAUUCAAUAAAAUUGUUCAUUUCCUUUGAUCAUUUCUGUUACUUGGAUUCUGGGUUUGCAUGCUAUGUUGGUUAUAUAUUGCUACAUAAUAAAUUACCUGAAAACUUGGCUAGUUAAACUAAGAAACAUUUAUUAUUUCAGAGUUUAUGUGGGACAGGAGUCUGGAUACCGCUCAGCUGGUUGCCUCUGACUUGAGGUCUUUAAUAAAGUUGCAGUCAAGCCAUUAGCUGGUGCUGCAGCAUCUGCUUCCAAAAAUUCUCGUGGUGGUAGUGGUGGUGGUGGUGGUGGUAGGUGUCAGUCUUUCACUGGUUGUUUACAGGAAGCCCAGGCUCACUCACUACCUGCACCUCUUCAUAGGUCUGCUUGAAUGUCCUGACAGCUGCUGGCUUACCCCAGAGUGAGCAAUCCAAGAGCAAGAAGGAAGCCACAGUAUCUUAUAGCCUAGUCUUGGAAGUCAAGGACUGUCUUCUGCCGUGUUCUCCUUGUUAGAAAUAACUUACUAAGUCCACACUCUUAAGCUCCACCUCUUGAAGGGAGGAGUAUAGAAAGAAUUAGUGAACAUCUAUUUAAGCCAUCACAAAUGCCGUGAACAUUUAGGGAUAUUGAAGAAUUAGAUUAAGGGUGGAAAGAAAAGAAACGACCCCUUUUUAAAAAUAUCUUAUUACCAGCAUGUUAAAUCUGAGAUACAGAUAGUUGAUGUCAAAGAUAGUUGAUGAUUUGAGUUUUAAACUCAAGAGAAGCCUGAUCUCAUCAAUACAGGUUUGGGAAUCUGUAUCUAUGAUGUUCAAAAUCAGAGAAAAGGGUAAGAUGACAUAGCAGAAAUGAGCAGAAUGAAGAAAGAGCCAUGAAUCUAGAGAGCAAACCCAUAGAACCUCAGUAAAAGAAGAAGUUUCGUUGAAGUGGCUAGUGUGGAAGUCCGAUUUAUAAACCUUAGUAAUUAAGUACAGAGUGAGGUGGAAACAGUGAAAUUUUUCAUUGCCAAUCGAUCAGCAAAACUUGGAAAUAAUUCCACCAUUUGGAUCCUGUUUUGCAAUUGCAAAGGGAAUUGACCUGUUCAUUUCCAAUUCUACUUGGAUUCUGGGUUUGGACACCGUGAACAUUUAAUAGAUAUCAGGAGGCGUGAGUUCAGGGUAGAGAGAGAAGAGGACAGUUUUUCUUUGUAAUAUUUUAUUACCAACAUGCUAAAUCUGAAGUUUCUGAGGG
Messenger RNA from Rhinolophus ferrumequinum (greater horseshoe bat), 7948 nucleotides. It is a transcript of the gene ICE2, whose product is annotated as interactor of little elongation complex ELL subunit 2. The record is from RefSeq and is a predicted model, not a curated record. Gene Ontology annotation, cellular component: transcription elongation factor complex. Gene Ontology annotation, biological process: snRNA transcription by RNA polymerase III; snRNA transcription by RNA polymerase II; positive regulation of transcription by RNA polymerase III. The coding region runs from base 1016 to 3976 and encodes 986 amino acids. NCBI's taxonomy places the organism in Eukaryota, Metazoa, Chordata, Mammalia, Chiroptera, Rhinolophidae. The transcript is spliced from 17 exons.